AUGAAGGAGCAAAGAGUCACCUAUGCAGACCUGAAGCUGGCAAAGGACUCAAAACGGCCACAAGUGAAACCUAAAGGGAGUAAAAGCUCCACUACUGGAACAGAGCAGGGGGUAACCUACGCAGAAUUAAGUCUUCAUAAUGCUGCUCGGGAUCCUCAGGAGAAUGGCAAGUCCUGGCACCUCAAAGGCUUAGCUUCACCUCCAGAGAAGCUCAUUGCUCGGAUCUUGGGACUCACCUGCAUUGUCUUGAUAUGCACUAUUGUGCCAGUGUGGGUUAUUUCCCCCUGUCAAUGUGGCCCUUGUCCAAAGGGGUGGUUUACAUACUCCAACAACUGCUAUUACUUUAGUGAUGAAAAAAACACCUGGAAUGAGAGUGUGACAGCCUGUCAGAAUAAGAAGUCUCAGCUGCUCUACAUAGACACUGAGGAAGAAAUGAAAUUUAUGCAAUCCAUAUCAGUUUUGUCUUGGAUUGGAGUCUACCGUAAUGGCAGCAAUCAAACAUGGACGUUCAUAAAUGCAUCAACUUUCCAACUAGAUGUUUCCAUUUCUCUCCCAGCAGCCUCACCAUUACCUCCAGGGCAGAUUGCUGCUGAGGUCCUGGGGAUCGUCUUCCUGGUCUUGGUGUCCAGUGUAGUAAAAACUGUAGUCCUUAUUCCUGCUGCUACUAAAGAGCCAGAGCAGUAUGAUUUCUACUCAAAGCAGAAUGAAUGCCCAAAUGUAACAAAGAGUGAGAAAGCCUGUCAUUGUGGCCCUUGUCCAAAGGGGUGGUUUACAUACUUCAACAACUGCUAUUACUUUAGUGAUGAAAAAAACACCUGGAAUGAGAGUGUGACGGCCUGUCAGGAUAAGAAUUCUCAGCUGCUCUACAUAGACACUGAGGAAGAAAUGGAUAAGAAAACCAGUACCUGUUAA
This is a messenger RNA of Talpa occidentalis (Iberian mole), 912 nucleotides long. RefSeq names its product NKG2-C type II integral membrane protein-like. The record is from RefSeq and is a predicted model, not a curated record. The transcript has 8 exons. Gene Ontology annotation, biological process: positive regulation of natural killer cell mediated cytotoxicity; stimulatory C-type lectin receptor signaling pathway. NCBI's taxonomy places the organism in Eukaryota, Metazoa, Chordata, Mammalia, Eulipotyphla, Talpidae. The coding region runs from base 1 to 912 and encodes 303 amino acids.